AUGGCCGAAAUAUCAUUCAUUCGCUCUAUUAUUUCAUUGUGUCGUCAGUCGUUAAGUCAUGAUAGGCUCGCCAUAAAAUCUGCGGAGGAACAAACGUUUGCCUUGCUGCAGCCACAAGGAAGUGAUAUAGAACUUAAAAUAACGGCCUUAUUCAAGAUUAUAAUUGCACCAUCGUCAAUAUCAUUCAUAGGAAACAACCUCUCAGAUGAUGAGCUCAUGGGAUUGAAGUACGCAACGACAGAUGUACAACUAUGGGUGGCAAUCUUUUUGAAGAACUAUAUACGUUCCAAUUUUUGUGUCUCAAAAUCGUUCGGUGGAUUCAGUGAUACUCUACAACACCUGAUUGAGUCCUUCUUACUGGUCACAACGUUGAACAGUGAACCUUUGAGAAUCGCAAAACCAAUCGCUUCACAACUUGAAAAUGCACUACUAAUUGUUUCAGAUCUCGAAUUUCCUACAGGACUUGAAUAUGCAUUGGGUUUUAUUAGCUAUGGUCAUAUGAGUGAUAUAAAUCCUGGUUUAGUAUAUCCUACUUUGUAUUCACGACUUGAGGAUAAAUUAAAGUCAGAGCAAGCUUUGUCCGGAUCUUGUAAAGAAAAUAAUACAUUUACUCACUUGAACUAUGCGAAUAACUUGAUAAACUAUAUUCAGAUUUACACUGAAAUAAGACAAAUGAUUUUUUUGUACAAUAACGUUCUGAAUACAAAUAACGCUGCAGAUAUUUCUCACUCCUAUUUUGACUUUUUUAAUAAACUUUUGGAUUGUAUAAAGAAGAUGUGCGAACUUUCCAAGGGAAUUAGAUUAGGAGAUAUAGCUUCAAAUGAUUUUCUGCAGGCAGCAAACUCUGUAUUCCCACUGACUACAUUGAAUACGCAUGUUGCAAACCCAUAUAAUAAGACAUAUGACAUUAAUUACUACCCUGCUGAUGAUUUGUUCUUUUUUGACGAUCGUAAAUUGUAUUAUGAUGCACAAUUGUGGCAAUUUGGAUCAAACGUUCCCGAACUAGGUGCUCCAAAGCACACUCUACAGGUUUCUCUUUCUCAUUUAGUACUCACAGAGAUUUCAGUAAACUUGGAAUAUUUUAAGGAUAAAAUAAAAGCUUUAGCGCUACUUAAAAAAUUUAUGAAACGAUACAAAACAAGGGUUUAUAGCAAUGAAAUUUCAAUGGAAUUCAAAGUAAUUCUAACAUUAUGUGACUCACAUUUGCUGUACAUAUUCAAAUAUAGCAUUGCUAAGUUAACUGAAUAUCUCUCCAUUCUGAAUUCUCUCAAUACUGCUGCAAAAAAAUCUAUAUCUGCGAUAAUAAUGGACUUGUUCGAAUUAAUAACACAUGUAACGAAGAUAUUUUGCUAUAUACACGCAUUUGAUCUACCUGAAUCUUUUGAAGAUAACGCUCAACAUUAUUUUAGUGGAAUGAUUAUGACAAUUAAUCUUAAUGAUCAGUUUUUGAUGGAGAUAGAUUCAAAUGGUGUCAUAGUUAAGAUGAAAAUUGCUAUUUUCAAAUUGUUCCGUUAUUAUGCCGAAAGGUAUCAGGAGGCAUUUCAUCCAUUUGCUUUCACAUGUAUAGAGGACGCUGUUAGUGUAUCUCGUUCGAUAACACAGGAUAGUGACCACGAUCGCCUCUGUUGUGCGGCUCUAAACUUUUUAUCUGCUGCAUCUUCAACACACUGGAAGAGUACGGAGCCAUCAAUACGAAGGAAUCCUUUUAUGAAUAGUGCUUUUCUGGCAGAAAUCAUACAAACCAUUAUUCUUCCAAAUAUUGGUUUUAGGGAAUAUGAUUUAUAUCUUUUAGAUGAUGCACCUGUAGAAUUUUUACAACGUGAAUUGGAUUCAAGCUCUUGUUUCAGCAGAAGGUUUGCUGCAAUUUCAUUCUUGAAAAAAGUAGUGACUAAUUAUAAUCAAUUUUGUCAUCAAAUUCUUUCUGAGGCAGCCAAAAACGUUGCCGCAAGUAAUGAUUACAAAUUAAAAGAACUUUAUUUACAAUUGGUUAUUUGUUCAAAUUUCAAGGGAGAAGCCAACAGAUUUAACGUUAACCAGUAUUUUGUCGACUACUUAAAAAAUGAUUUUAUCGUGGAAUCACAAAAACCGCAGACACAACAAAAAAAUAUAUUAGUUAUUCUAGCAACGAUGAAAUAUAUUUGUACAUUCCGCAAAUCGAUUUCGGAGGAUGAACUUGUAUUAUUGAUACCAUCACUUGUUUCAUUCCUGGGGAAUGGGCAUGAAGCUAUUAGAUCAUUUGCAUCGGAAGCUAUCGCAAGAAUAUUACCUGGAUUGUUUAACCAUCGGUUAGGGUUGAAAAAUAGUUUAUUUCAGGGCUUGGAGUGUUUGUUGAAUAUGAUGAGGAGUAAUAAAUCGUGUAACGAAUUUUACAUUAAGUGUACAAUGAAAAUAUUUUUGUUUUUACGUGAAGAUAUUCGUGAAAGUGGGUUGUUAACACUCGAAAUCAUUAUAGAUCUGAUAAAGGCCGUUUCUGAUAACCCAAUUAAUCCCAUAUACAACCACUAUUUGUUUGAAUCACUAUCAAUAUUGUUAAGAAUACAUCUUCAGUCUGGAAACAAUGUAAAUUUAUCACUAGAAAAGAUUGAAGAGGUAUUGAUCCCAACCCUUGCUUUGAUCAUAAAACAAGAAAUGCACUCAUUCAUACCUUAUAGUUUUCAGAUAUUAUAUUUGUUGUUAAAAUUCGCCAAAAAGUCGACAGUAAUUUAUGUACAAUUAUUUGAGCAUCUGGUUUGUCUAGAUAACCUCAAAGUUUCAAUUGGGAAUGCACAAGGAGCUCUCAAGUUGCUUGUGUGUUACUUUAUGCAGUGCGAUUUAUUUGAAAACGAAAUACUUGUCAACAUGGAAAAAAUACUGAAUAUAUUCCAUUUUUGCUUAACACACAGAAGGCUAUCCAAAUAUUCAUUGGAUUUUCUUAAUGGAAUCAUAAGAUAUCUACCCCUGAGAUAUUAUAACACGUUUUUGAAGUCAAUAGUUACAGUGCUGUUGACAUUUGUUCACAACAACAAAACAGGAGACAUAAUACCUAGUGUUAUAACAACAAUCGGAUCUCUAAUCACGUAUUUACAUAUCCAGACCGCUUCUCUCUCGAUAAUGGACGUUUUUGACAGUAUCCAAAUUGGAAUAGGUUUGAAUUUCAUGUUAGUCGUCUAUUUACCAAAUGCCAAGAAAAGCCUAUCUAUCGAUGCAAAGAAAGUUCAUGCUAUCGCCAUUUCUAAAGUAAUGUCUACACCACAGGUUCAGAGAGAUAGUGAAGCAUUCGGAAAUAUGUUGGAAUUCCUAUCAGAUUUGAUAUCUGGAACAGGCAUGGUUGACAAUCUCAAAGAGCGUGACAUAUUUGAUAGGGAAUAUAUGGAAGAUUCUGAUAGUGGUACCAUUGACUUCGAUGUUGGUUACGUAAAUCUGCAAACUGUCGACGAUUCUAACAGCAAAAGGUUGCUAGACCCUGACCUAAAUGUAGAACCUCUGCUAAAGAGUAUACUUACCCCGUUGUCUACCGCCAUUUCUGCUCAUGUUUCAAAUAGUGGAAGGUGUACUCACAUUUUGACACUAUUAUCGUAG
Molecule: messenger RNA, 3558 nt
Organism: Theileria equi strain WA
Lineage: Eukaryota; Apicomplexa; Aconoidasida; Piroplasmida; Theileriidae
Exons: 2
Coding region: 1-3558 (1185 amino acids)
Biological process (GO): protein export from nucleus; protein import into nucleus
Cellular component (GO): cytosol; nuclear envelope
Molecular function (GO): small GTPase binding; nuclear export signal receptor activity
Source: RefSeq, a predicted model, not a curated record